This is a messenger RNA of Cydia amplana, 1658 nucleotides long. RefSeq lists its product as uncharacterized. NCBI's taxonomy places the organism in Eukaryota, Metazoa, Arthropoda, Insecta, Lepidoptera, Tortricidae. Gene Ontology annotation, molecular function: mRNA binding; RNA endonuclease activity. The transcript has 7 exons. The record is from RefSeq and is a predicted model, not a curated record. The coding region runs from base 119 to 1630 and encodes 503 amino acids. Gene Ontology annotation, cellular component: cytoplasmic ribonucleoprotein granule; nucleus.
UUAGAUUUUAUAGGAAAACAUUUAUUUUAUACAUUCGCAUUGCAUUUUCACUAUUUUCAGUUCUUCAUUUCAGUUUCUUCAAUCUUUCAAGAUAGUGGUAAAGAGCAUAUAGUAACAUAUGCGAAAAUGGGGAAGCCCGAACCUGCGCGCAAAUGUGUUAGUUAACGUUUUUCUUGGUGUAACAUUUCACAACUUUAGUUUUGGUAAUACCUCGACGACGUCGUCGAAACCUUCAAAUUUAAGUUUACGCGCAUGCUCUUCUACUAGAAUGAGUUCUAGAAAACAAGUCAACGUGGCCAAAAGAAAAUGGUCUAGGAAAAAUAAAAAAAUAAAGCUGCUGUUUGAACAGCUUCGCGAGAGCCACUCCGUUAUAGAUCUAGACGAGUCUAAUAACACUGAAAGCAGGAAGCGGAAAUCAUCUUCAGUUGACUUGAGUGAAACUGUCAAGGCAAAGGUCAAAAAAGUGGAUCACAACUCGAGUGUGAUUGUCAUACAAGACAAUGAUCAUUUGCCCAAUGCAACUCCACAGAAAAAACGAAGUCCACUUCAUUGCUCUACGCCUCUUGGCGGGAGACAGAGCACAAAUUUUAUAGAUUUAAAUGUGUCCGCAAUAAAGAAUGUGACAAACAACAAUGAUUUAUUAGAUAACUUUAACCGUGAAGUAUCAAAUUUAACAUCAGAUAUAAAAAGUGGGAUCCCUGUCAACAAACAAUACAUAACAGUAGACCUCACAGGAGAGGUGCAGGGUACUAGUAAAGAUAUUAUCAAUGUCACAGAUAGUGACUGCAUAUUAGUAUCAUCAAAUACAUCCGUGAGCUCGAGUAGGGACUCACAACUAACAGUAAUAGAGAGACCCAAAAGUACAGUAUCUGAGGAGCGAACAAUUCGUAGGGUCGCUAAAGGUUUGAACGGCUUGAUAGCCAACCUGGACACUUCGUCCCAGGGCAAACUCCUAAAGAUGAUUACGCAGAACAUUUUCAGCGGCUGUAAUGUAGCUAUGGGUUUGAAAAAUAACCUUGAUAAUGAUAGGGUACCCCGCAUAGCCGAGACGCCCGAAGAUGUAUACAUCAAAGAAAUGUUCAAGGGUGACCGGCCCUCUAACAGCAGUGUUGGCAGCAACAUUUAUAACCCGGAUAAACAUGUGAAGAGGACCGGGCCUAGGACCAUAGUCAUAGAUGGCAGUAAUGUUGCAAUGGAGCAUGGCAGAGGCAGAGAAUUUUCUGUUAGAGGGUUAAAGAUCUGUAUGGAUUAUUUCGUGAACAGGGGUCACGAGGUCAGGGCGUUCGUGCCGAGGUUUAGGUGUAAGUUUGGCAAGAGUACGGACCCUCGGCUGUUGGACGCGAUGGAGCGGAGCGGGCUGGUCGUGUACACGCCGUCGAGGGAGGUGCAGGGCAAGAUGAUCGCAUCCUACGACGAUAGGUACAUAGUGCAGUACGCGUCGGCGGUCGACGGCGUGAUCGUGUCGGGCGACAACUACCGGGACGUGGCGCUCGAGCACCCGCGCUGGCGCGCCACCAUCGAGCGCCGGCUGCUGCCUUUCACCUGGGUCCAGGACAUGAUCAUGUUCCCCAGGGACCCGCUCGGCAGAAACGGACCUACCCUCGAACAGUUCCUGAGACACGACGGCUAGGUAGCUAAUACUCGCCGAUAGCUUCGUU